UCGGGUGUUACUGUAUCCAUCUCCCCAACAUCACCCGCUUUCGUCUUUCUUGGUUUCCUCGACGUCACCUGUUUCAUUUCUCAACGAGAUAAUAAAACCAGUAACACCUCCAUGAACUCGAUAAUUCACGCGCAACCUAUCUCCCUCAUGCGUCUACACGCCACCAGCUCCUCCACUUCAGCUUCCUCACGUCAUCCGCAGCUGUGGCUGUUAUCCUCUCGCUCCUGCUGUGUACCAAUCCCCCUCUCCGCCUCGUCAUUCGCCGCAGCCUCCGAUCGAAUUCUGCAGCCGUGGAGGCCUUUUCCAAUUGCCGCAAGCGCCACAGUGAUGGACAAUUCUGUAUCGCCAAGAAGUGGAGUGUAUACGGUUGGUGAUUUUAUGACAAGGAAAGAGGAUUUGCGCGUGGUAAAAGCUACUACCACUGUAGAUGAGGCUCUUGAAACUCUUGUGGAAUACAGAAUCACUGGUUUUCCUGUGAUAGAUGAUAACUGGAAAUUGGUUGGUCUUGUAUCAGACUAUGAUUUAUUAGCUUUGGACUCCAUCUCAGGUAGAAGAAGUGAUAAUGACAUGUUUCCCGAAGUGGACAGUACGUGGAAAACUUUUAAUGAAGUGCAAAAGUUGCUCAGUAAAACCAAUGGAAAGUUGGUUGGUGAAGUGAUGACUCCUGCCCCCCUUGUGGUUCGUGAAACCACCAAUCUGGAGGAUGCUGCAAGAUUAUUACUUGAGACAAAAUAUCGUCGACUCCCAGUUGUAGAUGCUGAUGGUAAACUGGUUGGAAUUAUAACACGAGGAAAUGUAGUAAGAGCUGCCCUUCAAAUAAAACGUGAUUAUGAAAAUAAAGCAUAGAGUAUCCAGGUAGUAUUAUUUAUGGAACUUAAUGCAAUCCAACAUGGUAAGCUGGAUCUCUUCUGCAAUAUUGAGGUAAAUCAAAGAAUACGUUGAAAGCCCCUAUGUGCUUAUAUGUCAAAUUUUGGCUUAUGCUUGUAUAACACAUUAUUGAUAGUGGUCUUGGACCUCUUGGUAUAGUUAUAGUCAUAAAGUAGCUCGGGACUAUUUGGCAUUCUU
This is a messenger RNA of Tripterygium wilfordii, 1065 nucleotides long. RefSeq names its product CBS domain-containing protein CBSX1, chloroplastic-like. The coding region runs from base 112 to 846 and encodes 244 amino acids. The transcript has 8 exons. The record is from RefSeq and is a predicted model, not a curated record. Lineage: Eukaryota; Viridiplantae; Streptophyta; Magnoliopsida; Celastrales; Celastraceae.